Messenger RNA from Sparassis crispa, 2031 nucleotides. RefSeq lists its product as hypothetical. Gene Ontology annotation, molecular function: zinc ion binding; RNA lariat debranching enzyme activator activity; nucleic acid binding. Gene Ontology annotation, biological process: mRNA splicing, via spliceosome. The transcript is spliced from 13 exons. Bases 1 to 2031 code for a protein of 676 amino acids. The record is from RefSeq and is a predicted model, not a curated record. Gene Ontology annotation, cellular component: post-mRNA release spliceosomal complex. NCBI's taxonomy places the organism in Eukaryota, Fungi, Basidiomycota, Agaricomycetes, Polyporales, Sparassidaceae.
AUGUCAGCCAAAAUUCUCACAAUCGGAACCGCUGCAGGUUCAAUCCGUGAACUCUUCGCGAAAAUUAAGGCCAUUGACGCGAAACACGGCAAGUUUGACCUUGUUCUCUGCGUAGGAGACUUCUUUGGGCCUUUGCUUGACGGAGGGACAGUGGGAGAGGACGAUGAGAUCGUGCAGCUUUUGGACGGGCGGCUGGAAGCCCCGGUCGACUGUUAUAUCAUGCAAGGCGAGCACCCGCUCCCUGCGCUCGUCAUAGAGAAGUUUGCGAAGACAGGCAGUACCUUGGCGAAGAACGUCUUCCUCCUUCAUAAGUCAGGAGUCUUGACAACCUCGCAUGGCUUGCGGAUUGGAUGUCUAGGUGGAAUAUACGAUUCCAAUUUAUACGCAGCCGCUGAGUCCCCCCACGGGUUUACGUCGCCGUAUUUUACUUCGCACACCGUUGAGAAGCUGCUAGCAAAUACUUUAACAAAUUCUCAACCGCAAGACCAGAAUUACACCUCGCUCGCUGCAAUCAAGUCCAACUCCACUUCUUCGCAGCACCUUGACAUCUUCAUCAGCAACGCGUGGCCCUCAGCCAUCACCCAGUAUUCAUCCGCUCCACUCCCAUCUCCAGAGCUCUCCUCCAUAGGGGUUGAUCCAGUCGCCGAAAUUAUGCGUCGCACAAAGCCACGGUAUCACUUCUCUGCAGGCGGAGGUCAACCGCCCAAAUUCUGGGAACGCGAACCAUUCGUUUGGGACGAGGACGGUGGCCGCGUGACACGAUUCAUCAGUCUCGGCGCAUUUGGUGGUGAAGUUACGGCAGGCAAGAAGCAGCGGUGGUUUUACGCCUUCUCGAUUGCGCCAAAUGCGCUGGAUUCGGCACCUCUGGCACGGCCUGCAAACGCGACGAAGAAUCCAUUCACUGAGGCUGUGCAGCGACCACUCAAGCGACCAUUGCAAGAAGAUGCGGACGACGGCGUGAAUUUCAGAUGGGGGAACGUGCAGCAACCAGGGAAACGCGCACGUACAGACGGGCAGGAAGGGAAGCCACCCCCUGGGUACAAAUGCAAGAUCUGCGAGUCUCCAGACCAUUUCAUCAACGACUGUCCGGAUCGGGCAAAACCAAAAGAGGGUUACAUCUGCAAGGUCUGCCAUGAACCCGGGCAUUUCGUCCGAGAUUGUCCUGUCAAGAAUGCAGUCGGCGAUACCGGCGGGCGCAAGCCCAAGGAGGGCUACGUGUGCAGGGCCUGUGGAAGCGAGGCGCACUACAUCCAGGACUGCCCUAUCGCGAACCAGAGCAGCUCAGGCCAAUAUGGCGCGCGAGGCCCCCGUGGGCCUCCGAAAGAGAUCGGACCGGAUGAAUGUUGGUUCUGUUUGUCGAAUCCGAACCUUGCAAAACAUUUGAUCGUCUCUAUCGGCUCGGAAUGCUAUGUAACGCUGCCAAAAGGCCAGAUUGUUCCAACGCACACCGCGGCAGAUCACGGAAACGCGCCAUCUGUUCCCGGCGGGGGACACGUCCUGAUCGUGCCUAUCACGCACUACCCUACCUACAGUUCAAUACCGUCAGAUAUCUCCGGGCCAAUAGUCGACGAGACGGAGAGGUACAAGUCCGCCCUGCGCGCGAUGUACGCGAAGCACGGUGCGGCGUCCGUCUCCUUCGAGGUUGGGCGGCUCAGCGCCAAGGGCGGGCACGCGCACGUCCAGGUUGUGCCAGUACCGGACAAGCUCAAGGACCGCGUUGAGGAAGCGUUCGUCUCCGAGGGCCGCGCGCACGGCAUCGACUUCGAGGCGGACGCAGAGGGCGCGCUCGACGCGUGCAGCAGGGGCCGGGGCAGUUACUUCCGCGUCGACCUCCCUGACGGGCGGAAGAUGGUACACCUCCUGCGCGACACCGUACCGUUUAGCAUACAGUUUGGCAGGCAAGUGCUGGUGAAUCUGCUCAACAUGCUUGACCGUUUCGAUUGGAAGGCCUGUGUGCAGACCGAGGAUGAGGACAAGGCAGAUGUGAAAGCCUUCAAGGCUGCGUUCUCCCCGUUUGAUCCUUCGCUUUGA